Messenger RNA from Chelmon rostratus (copperband butterflyfish), 1008 nucleotides. Its product is annotated as G-protein coupled receptor 6. Gene Ontology annotation, biological process: G protein-coupled receptor signaling pathway. The transcript has a single exon. Gene Ontology annotation, molecular function: sphingosine-1-phosphate receptor activity. Gene Ontology annotation, cellular component: membrane. The record is from RefSeq and is a predicted model, not a curated record. NCBI's taxonomy places the organism in Eukaryota, Metazoa, Chordata, Actinopteri, Chaetodontiformes, Chaetodontidae. The coding region runs from base 1 to 1008 and encodes 335 amino acids.
AUGAACGAGUCGCUGGUGGUGAACGACUCCUCUGUGAGCCCUGUGGCUGGAGAAGCUCUCCCAUGGAUGGAGGCUGACUCUCCAGAGCACAACCGCAGCCUGGAGUUCUCCACCGCCCCGUUAGACUUCCCCAUCAACCCGUGGGACAUUAUGCUCUGCAUGUCGGGCACCGUCAUCGCCUGCGAAAACGCUAUAGUGGUAGCAAUCAUCUUCUACACACCCACGCUGAGGACUCCCAUGUUCGUGCUGAUCGGGAGCCUGGCCACGGCGGACCUGCUGGCCGGCAUGGGAUUAAUCCUGAACUUUGUGUUCCAGUACGUGAUCUCCUCUGAGACUAUUAGCCUUAUCACUGUCGGCUUCCUGGUGGCCUCCUUCACUGCGUCCAUCAGCAGCCUUCUCGCCAUAACAGUGGACCGCUACUUCUCCCUCUACAAUGCUCUGACGUACUUCUCAGAGAAGACGCUGCAGUAUGUCCAUCUGAUGUUACUGGGGACCUGGGGGGUGUCUCUGUUCCUGGGCCUGCUGCCGGUGCUCGGCUGGAACUGCCUGGACGAGCCGGCCUCCUGCAGCAUCGUUCGCCCUCUGACCCGGAGCAACGUCACGCUCCUGGCCACCUCCUUCUUCGCCAUCUUCGUGCUCAUGCUGACCCUCUACUUCAAGAUCUGCAAGGUGGUGUGCCACCACGCCCACCAGAUCGCCCUCCAGCAGCACUUCUUUGCCACGUCGCAUUACAUGGCCACUAAGAAGGGGGUCUCCACUUUGGCGAUCAUCUUGGGGACGUUUGGCGCCAGCUGGUUGCCCUUCGCCAUCUACUGCCUGGUGGGCGAGAAGGAGUAUCCAUCGGUGUACACCUAUGCCACACUGCUGCCAGCCACCUACAACUCCAUGAUCAACCCCAUCAUCUACGCCUACAGAAACGCGGAGAUCCAGCGCUCCAUCUACAUGCUUCUCUGCGGCUGCUUUCAGGCCAACAAGGCCUACCGGUCCAGGUCACCAAGCGAAGUCUAA